Messenger RNA from Castor canadensis (American beaver), 1892 nucleotides. RefSeq names its product glucokinase regulator (gene Gckr). Gene Ontology annotation, molecular function: enzyme binding; carbohydrate binding; fructose-6-phosphate binding. Gene Ontology annotation, biological process: response to fructose; glucose homeostasis; negative regulation of glucokinase activity. Gene Ontology annotation, cellular component: nucleoplasm; cytosol. The record is from RefSeq and is a predicted model, not a curated record. Lineage: Eukaryota; Metazoa; Chordata; Mammalia; Rodentia; Castoridae.
CACAGCACAGGACCAUGCCAGGCACAAAACGGUUUCAACAUGUGAUUGAGACUCCAGAACCUGGAGAAUGGGAGUUGUCUGGGUAUGAGGCAGCCGUGCCAAUCACAGAGAAGUCAAACCCACUGACCCGGAACUUGGACAAAGCAGAUGCUGGAAAAAUUGUUCAGUUGCUGGGGCAGUGUGAUGCUGAGAUCUUCCAGGAGGAGGGGCAAGCCAUGCCUGCAUACCAGCGACUGUACAGUGAAUCAGUUCUGACCACCAUGGUGCAAGUGGCUGGGAAGGUUCAGGAAGUUCUGAAGGAUCCAGAUGGGGGGCUGGUGGUACUGAGUGGAGGAGGCACCUCUGGCCGGAUGGCAUUCCUUAUGUCGGUCUCCUUUAACCAGCUAAUGAAAGGUCUAGGACAAAAACCUCUUUACACCUACCUCAUUUCAGGAGGUGACAGGUCUGUGGUGGCCUCUAGGGAGGGGACAGAAGAUAGUGCCCUGCAUGGAAUUGAGGAACUGAAGAAGGUGGCUUCUGGGAAGAAGAAAGUGAUUGUCAUUGGCAUUUCAGCGGGACUGUCUGCUCCCUUUGUGGCAGGCCAGAUGGACUACUGCAUGGAUCACACAGAUGUCUUCCUGCCAGUCCUGGUUGGUUUCAAUCCAGUGAGCAUGGCCAGAAAUGACCCCAUUGAAGACUGGAGUUCAACAUUUCGGCAAAUAGCAGAACGCAUGCAGAAAAUGCAAGAGAAACAGGAAGCUUUUGUGCUCAAUCCUGCAGUCGGGCCUGAGGGUCUGAGCGGCUCCUCCCGGAUGAAAGGUGGAAGCGCCACCAAGAUCCUGCUGGAAACUCUGUUAUUAGCAGCCCACAAGACUGUGGACCGGGGCAUUGCAGCCUCUGAAAGAUGCCUUCUGGAAAUCCUUCGAACAUUUGAGCGAGCUCAUCAGGUGACCUACAGUCAAAGCUCCAAGAUUGCCACCCUGAUGAAGCAAGUCAGUACCAGCUUGGAGAAGAAAGGUCAUGUGCACUUGGUUGGCUGGCAGAACCUCGGCAUCAUUGCCAUCAUGGAUGGAGUAGAGUGCAUCCACACCUUUGGUGCUGAUUUCCGAGACAUCCGUGGCUUUCUCGUUGGUGAUCACAGUGACAUGUUUACUCAGAAGGCUGAGCUCACCAACCAGGGUCCCCAGUUCUCCUUCUCCCAGGAGGACUUCCUGACUUCCAUCUUGCCCUCCCUCACGGAAACUGACACUGUGGUCUUCAUUUUCACCCUGGAUGAUAACCUCACAGAGGUGCAAACAAUGGUGGAGCAGGUGAAAGAGAAGACUGCCAGUAUCCAGGCCCUGGUGCACAGCACUGUGGGGCAGACCCUGCCGACCCCUUUGAAGAAGCUUUUUCCCUUCAUCAUCAGUAUCACGUGGCCACUGCUUUUCUUCGAAUAUGAAGGGAACUUCAUCCAGAAGUUCCAGCGUGAGCUAAGCACCAAGUGGGUCCUGAAUACCGUGAGUACUGGGGCCCACGUGCUUCUGGGGAAGAUCCUACAAAACCACAUGUUGGACCUUCGCAUUGGCAACUCCAAGCUCUUCUGGCGGGCCCUGGCCAUGCUGCAGCGGUUCUCAGGACAGUCCAAAGCUCGAUGUAUUGAGAGCCUCCUCCAAGCCAUCCAUUUUCCUCAGCCACUGGCCGAUGAAAUUCGAGCUGCUCCCAUCUCCCGCCAUGUCCAGGUUGCAGAUGAAAAGGACAAGGUGAUCCCCACAGCCUUGCUGAGUCUUGUGUUCCGGUGCUCCAUCCCUGAGGCUCAGGCACACCUGGCUGCAGCUCCUUCUGUCUGUGAGGCUGUCAGGAGCGCCCUGGCGGGGCCAGGUCGGAAGCGCAGCGCGGACCCCCUGGAAACCUUACAGCCUGCUGUGCAGUGA